UAUCAGUCUCUCUCCAGUAUCAGUCUCUCUCCAGUCAGUGUAUCUUCAGACUUACCCAGCAUCGUUGUCCGUCCUCUUCAGUACUUUGGAGAUGUGAGUAAGACUGUGUCUGAACUGAGAGAGAAACUAGAAGACUUCCUUCAAGGAGAAUGGACCAAGAUCUCCACUACAGUGAAUAUAGUGGGUGUUGUACUGCCUCCAGAGCCCAAGACCAGAGAACAGUUGUUACAAUAUUCCUGUCAGCUCACACUGGACCCAAACACAGCAGGCACACUCCUCUCUCUGUCUGAAGGGAACAGAAAGGUGACCUACACAGGCCAAGUCCAACCAUAUCCUGACCAUCCAGACAGAUUCACCAACUACUGUCAGGUUCUGUGUAGAGAGGGUCUGUCUGGACGCUGUUACUGGGAGGUGGAGAGGACUGGUGAUGUUUUUACAGCAGUCUCAUAUAAAGACAUCAGCAGAACAGAGACAUUUGGAUUCAAUAACAAGUCCUGGAGUUUACAUUGCUCUAGUGGUGGUUAUUGUUUCAGACACAAUAAUGUUGAGACUAAAGUAUCAGGCCCUCAGUCCUCCAGAGUAGGAGUGUACCUGGAUCACAAGGCAGGUACUCUGUCCUUCUACAGUGUCUCUGACACAAUGACCCUCCUCCACAGAGUCCAGACCACAUUCACUCAGCCCCUCUAUCCUGGGUUUUGGCUCAAUGGUACUGCUGAGCUGGUUAAACUGUAGUAGGGUCCACAUAGAUACUAGUCAUGCUGGUGUAGUCUAUAGCUGAGCUGGUUAAACUGUAGUAGGGUCCACAUAGAUACUAGUCAUGCUGGUGUAGUCUAUAGCUGAGCUGGUUAAACUGUAGUAGGGUCCACAUAGAUACUAGUCAUGCUGGUGUAGUCUAUAGCUGAGCUGGUUAAACUGUAGUAGGGUCCACAUAGAUACUAGUCAUGCUGGUGUAGUCUAUAGCUGAGCUGGUUAAACUGUAGUAGGGUCCACAUAGAUACUAGUCAUGCUGGUGUAGUCUAUAGCUGAGCUGGUUAAACUGUAGUAGGGUCCACAUAGAUACUAGUCAUGCUGGUGUAGUCUAUAGCUGAGCUGGUUAAACUGUAGUAGGGUCCACAUAGACAGUCAUG
This is a messenger RNA of Oncorhynchus keta (chum salmon), 1127 nucleotides long. Its product is annotated as tripartite motif-containing protein 16-like. The annotation marks the transcript as partial. NCBI's taxonomy places the organism in Eukaryota, Metazoa, Chordata, Actinopteri, Salmoniformes, Salmonidae. Gene Ontology annotation, molecular function: protein binding. The record is from RefSeq and is a predicted model, not a curated record. The transcript has 3 exons.